This is a messenger RNA of Pezoporus occidentalis (night parrot), 1269 nucleotides long. It is a transcript of the gene IDH3B, whose product is annotated as isocitrate dehydrogenase (NAD(+)) 3 non-catalytic subunit beta. The transcript is spliced from 12 exons. Gene Ontology annotation, cellular component: mitochondrion. Gene Ontology annotation, molecular function: magnesium ion binding; oxidoreductase activity, acting on the CH-OH group of donors, NAD or NADP as acceptor; NAD binding. NCBI's taxonomy places the organism in Eukaryota, Metazoa, Chordata, Aves, Psittaciformes, Psittacidae. Gene Ontology annotation, biological process: tricarboxylic acid cycle; isocitrate metabolic process. The record is from RefSeq and is a predicted model, not a curated record. Bases 32 to 1180 code for a protein of 382 amino acids.
CCGGUGCCGCGGUGCAUUGUGGGACGCAGAAAUGGCGGCGCUGGGAGCGGGGCGGGCGGCGGCAGCGGGGCUCCUGCGGGCCCAGAGCCUCGGGGCGUGGAGGGGGCUCCGCGUGCCCCCCGCGCUGCAGCAGAUCCCGCAGGCCAAGUCAGAACAAGCCAAGGCCGAGGGCACGUUCCAGGUGACCAUGCUGCCGGGUGAUGGCGUGGGCCCCGAGCUCAUGCACGCGGUCAAGGAGGUGUUCAAGGCCGCCAGCGUCCCGGUGGUGUUCGAUGAGCACCACCUGAGCGAGGUGCAGAACAUGGCCUCGGAGGAGAAGCUGGACGAGGUCAUCGACUCCAUGAAGGAGAGCAAAGUGGCGCUCAUAGGGAAGAUCCACACCCCCAUGGAGUACAAGGGGGAGCUGGCGUCCUACGACAUGAGGCUCAGGCGCAAGCUGGACCUCUUUGCCAACGUCGUGCACGUGAAGAGCCUGCCCGGGUACCAGACGCGCCACAACAACCUGGACCUGGUCAUCAUCCGGGAGCAGACGGAGGGCGAGUACAGCGCCCUGGAGCACGAGAGCGUGCGGGGCGUCAUCGAGUGCCUGAAGAUCAUCACCCGCGCCAAGUCCCAGCGCAUCGCCAAGUUCGCCUUCGACUACGCCACCAAGAAAGGGCGCUCCAAGGUGACGGCCGUGCACAAGGCCAACAUCAUGAAGCUGGGCGAUGGCCUCUUCCUGCAGUGCUGCAAGGAGGUGGCCGAGCUCUACCCCAAGAUCAAGUUCGACACCAUCAUCAUCGACAACUGCUGCAUGCAGCUGGUGCAGAACCCGUACCAGUUCGAUGUCCUGGUCAUGCCCAACCUCUACGGCAACAUCGUGGACAACCUGGCUGCGGGGCUGGUGGGCGGCGCCGGCGUCGUGCCCGGCGAGAGCUACAGCGCCGAGUACGCCGUGUUCGAGAUGGGCGCCCGGCACCCGUUCGCCCAGGCCGUGGGCAGGAACAUCGCCAACCCCACGGCGAUGCUGCUGUCGGCCACCAACAUGCUGCGGCACCUCAACCUGGAAUUCCACUCCAACCUCAUCUCGGACGCGGUGAAGAAGGUGAUCAAAGGCGGCAAAGUGCGCACAGCGGACAUGGGGGGCUACGCCACGUCCCACGAUUUCACCCAAGCCGUGAUCGGGGCCCUGGAAGCGUAGGGGCUGCCCCCCCUCCUCAUCCUCCCCCUCCCGUGCCCACGUCCUCUCCUAUUUAUGGCUUCCCUCCAAUAAACGUGGGCUCUGCAGCA